AAAUGAUUAAUACUGAAAACAUUUAAAUUAUUUUUUCUUAAUAAUAUUUUAAUAACUCGAUGUUGAACUUGUAAUAUAAUCUAUUGUUAAUAUCUGUUGAAAACCUGUAUCUAUUGUUAUCUGAAUAAAACAAAUCAAGUAAUCUUUAAUCUCAUAAAUAGAGAAAAAAAGAAGAAUUAUGGAUGAUGAUACAGAAAUUUGUAAAUAUGGCACACCCUUGGAACCAUUGGAUGAAGAAGAUGAUGAGGAAGAAAUUUCAACUGAGUUGUGGCAGGAAGCCUGCUGGAUCGUUAUUAAUGCUUAUUUCGAUGAAAAGGGUUUGGUUAGGCAGCAACUUGAUAGUUUUGAUGAAUUCAUUCAAAUGUCUGUUCAAAGAAUUGUUGAAGACUCACCUGCCAUUGAUUUACAAGCUGAAGCACAACACACAUCAGGAGAAAUUGAAAAUCCACCAAGAUAUGUAUUAAAAUUUGAACAAAUUUAUUUGUCGAAACCUACACAUUGGGAAAAGGAUGGUGCUCCAAGUCCUAUGAUGCCUAAUGAAGCAAGGCUUAGGAAUUUGACUUAUUCUGCUCCAUUGUAUGUAGAUAUAACUAAGACAAUAAUUAUGGAUGGCAAAGACCCAGUGGAAACCCAGCAUCAAAAGACAUUUAUUGGUAAAAUUCCAAUAAUGCUCAGGUCAACAUAUUGUUUAUUAAGUGGAUUAACUGAUCGUGAUUUAACUGAGUUAAAUGAAUGUCCAUUAGAUCCCGGAGGUUAUUUUAUAAUUAAUGGUUCUGAAAAGGUACUUAUUGCUCAAGAAAAAAUGGCCACCAAUACUGUAUAUGUAUUUAGCAUGAAAGAUGGCAAAUUUGCAUUUAAAGCUGAAAUUAGGUCAUGCCUGGAACAUAGCUCAAGACCCACAUCUACUCUCUGGGUAAACAUGAUGGCUCGUGGUGGUCAAAGUAUAAAAAAAUCAGCAAUUGGUCAACGAAUUAUAGCUAUUUUACCGUACAUUAAACAAGAAAUACCUAUAAUGAUUGUUUUUAGAGCUUUGGGUUUUGUUGCUGAUCGUGAUAUUUUAGAACAUAUAAUUUAUGACUUUGAUGAUCAAGAAAUGAUGGAAAUGGUAAAACCAUCACUUGAUGAAGCAUUUGUUGUACAAGAGCAAAAUGUUGCUUUGAAUUUCAUUGGUGCUCGUGGUGCGAGGCCAGGUGUUACUAAGGACAAACGUAUAAAAUAUGCUAGAGAAAUUUUGCAGAAAGAAAUGUUGCCACAUGUUGGUGUAUCAGAUUUUUGCGAGACUAAAAAGGCAUAUUUCUUAGGUUACAUGGUGCAUAGAUUACUGUUAGCUGCGUUAGGUAGAAGGGAAUUAGAUGAUCGUGAUCAUUAUGGAAACAAGCGUCUAGAUUUGGCUGGACCUCUUCUUGCUUUUUUGUUUAGAGGCUUAUUCAAAAAUUUGAUGAAAGAGGUACGGAUGUAUGCUCAGAAAUUUAUUGAUCGAGGGAAAGAUUUUAAUUUAGAACUUGCUAUAAAAACAAAAAUUAUAACAGAUGGUUUGAGAUAUUCUUUAGCUACAGGAAAUUGGGGUGAUCAGAAAAAAGCACAUCAGGCAAGAGCAGGAGUGUCACAGGUGUUGAAUAGACUUACUUUUGCUUCAACUUUGUCUCAUUUGAGACGUGUGAAUUCACCAAUCGGCAGAGAUGGCAAACUGGCGAAGCCUCGACAGCUUCAUAACACGUUGUGGGGUAUGAUUUGCCCUGCUGAAACUCCAGAAGGAGCUGCUGUAGGACUUGUGAAAAAUUUGGCGCUCAUGGCGUAUAUUAGUGUCGGAUCCCAGCCUUCGCCUAUAUUAGAGUUUUUGGAGGAAUGGUCUAUGGAAAACUUAGAGGAAAUUGCACCUAGUGCUAUUGCGGAUGCUACUAAAAUAUUUGUAAAUGGAUGUUGGGUGGGUAUUCACAGAGAUCCAGAACAACUCAUGACAACACUCAGAAAACUUCGCCGCCAGAUGGAUAUAAUUGUUUCUGAAGUGUCUAUGAUUCGUGAUAUUAGAGAUAGAGAAAUACGUAUUUACACUGAUGCUGGGCGUAUUUGUAGACCAUUGCUUAUUGUUGAAAAUAGAACUUUAUUAUUGAAGAAAAGACAUAUUGAUAUGUUGAAAGAAAGGGAUUACACCAAUUAUGGUUGGCAAGUAUUAGUGGCUUCUGGUGUAGUUGAGUACAUUGACACUCUAGAAGAAGAAACUGUUAUGAUAGCGAUGUCUCCAGAUGAUCUUAGGCAAGAAAGGGCUUAUGCUUAUUGUACAACUUACACACAUUGCGAAAUCCACCCAGCUAUGAUUUUGGGGGUCUGUGCUUCUAUUAUUCCUUUUCCUGAUCAUAAUCAAAGUCCUAGAAAUACUUAUCAGAGUGCUAUGGGUAAACAAGCUAUGGGAGUAUACAUUACAAACUUUCAUGUUAGAAUGGAUACUUUGGCACAUGUUUUAUAUUAUCCUAUGAAACCAUUGGUAACCACUAGGUCUAUGGAAUAUUUGAGAUUCAGAGAAUUACCAGCAGGAAUUAAUUCUAUUGUAGCAAUUUUAUGUUACACGGGAUAUAACCAAGAAGAUAGUGUUAUUUUAAAUGCUUCAGCUGUCGAAAGAGGAUUUUUUAGAUCAGUGUUCUAUCGUUCAUAUAAAGAUUCUGAAACAAAGCGUAUGGGUGACCAAGAAGAGCAGUUUGAAAAGCCAAAUAGACAAACAUGUCAGGGAAUGCGUAAUGCUCUCUAUGAUAAAUUAGAUGAAGAUGGAAUAAUAGCACCAGGAAUACGUGUAUCAGGGGAUGAUGUUAUUAUUGGAAAAACCAUUACUCUUCCUGAAAAUGAUGAUGAGCUUGAAGGCACAACAAAACGUCAUACAAAGAGAGAUGCUUCAACCUUCUUAAGAAACAGUGAAACUGGAAUUGUGGAUCAAGUUAUGUUAACUCUUAAUAGUGAAGGAUACAAGUUUUGCAAAAUUCGAGUAAGAUCAGUUCGUAUUCCACAAAUUGGUGAUAAAUUUGCUUCUCGGCACGGACAAAAAGGAACAUGUGGAAUACAAUAUAGACAAGAGGAUAUGCCAUUUACUUGUGAAGGUUUGAUGCCAGAUAUCAUAAUUAACCCACAUGCUAUCCCUUCUCGUAUGACAAUUGGGCAUUUAAUUGAAUGUAUUCAGGGAAAGUUGGGUGCAAAUAAAGGUGAAAUCGGUGAUGCAACGCCAUUUAACGAUGCUGUUAAUGUGCAGAAAAUAUCAACAUUGCUUCAAGAAUAUGGAUAUCACUUAAGAGGUAACGAAGUUAUGUACAAUGGACAUACAGGAAGAAAAAUCAAUGCUCAGGUCUUUUUGGGACCUACAUACUAUCAACGUUUGAAACACAUGGUGGAUGACAAAAUUCACUCGAGAGCUAGAGGACCUGUGCAAAUUUUGGUACGACAACCUAUGGAGGGCAGAGCACGUGAUGGUGGUUUGCGUUUUGGAGAAAUGGAACGGGACUGUCAAAUAUCUCAUGGAGCUGCACAGUUCUUACGAGAAAGGCUGUUUGAAGUUUCUGAUCCUUACAGGAUACAUGUUUGCAACUUUUGUGGUUUGAUAGCUAUUGCAAACUUGAGAAGUAAUACUUUUGAGUGCAAAGGCUGCAAAAACAAAACUCAGAUUUCUCAAGUACGUCUACCAUAUGCUGCCAAACUAUUGUUUCAAGAACUGAUGUCAAUGAAUAUAGCACCAAGGCUUAUGGUAUUAUAACAUUCUUCACAUCAAAAAGUUUAUCAAACUUAUUUUAUUACGGCAGACACAUGUAAUAUAAUUUUACAUUUAUCCACAUUUGGCUUUUUUAUUUAAUAUUUUAUACUAAAUUUAUUUGCCAAAUCACCAAACUUACUACAAUUACUUAUUAUUUGCUAAAAUUACUAAAUUUACUUACCAUAUCACCAAAUGCAAUGUGCAGACUAAUUCAAAGAAGUGCAAAGUCAGUUUGAAUCAGUUUGCUUUAAUUUGGGCUCGGAUGGAACGAACCCAAUGUCAUACAUUGCUAUAUAUGUAGAAUUUUGUAAUAUGAGUGGAACGAAUAUUAAAUGUUAAAAAUGAAUAAACUGCACUCAGUUUUUUUGCACACACAUUAUUU
Messenger RNA from Ctenocephalides felis (cat flea), 4112 nucleotides. RefSeq names its product DNA-directed RNA polymerase II subunit RPB2 (gene RpII140). The record is from RefSeq and is a predicted model, not a curated record. The coding region runs from base 179 to 3733 and encodes 1184 amino acids. Gene Ontology annotation, biological process: DNA-templated transcription. Gene Ontology annotation, molecular function: DNA-directed RNA polymerase activity; DNA binding; ribonucleoside binding. The transcript is spliced from 24 exons. NCBI's taxonomy places the organism in Eukaryota, Metazoa, Arthropoda, Insecta, Siphonaptera, Pulicidae. Gene Ontology annotation, cellular component: RNA polymerase II, core complex.